CACACAGACAAGGAAGAGAGAGAGAGCAAGCGAAGGCGAGGGGAGCCUCCAACAUGCCCGUCAAACCAGAUCCAGACGCGCCGGCGAAGGUGAACGGAUCUUCGCCAGUGAAGCGGGAGCAGGCUGCCAGCUCGAGUGCACAAUCAGCAGCAUCGCAACCACCGCCGGUUGCUGGCUUUCGCGAUAUUCCUCUCUACUCGCUCGGCCCAGGAGACUGGAACUACCAUUCUCUUAAGUUUGCCUCCCACUCGGCCGUUGAGCCAUCCAAUCCGGAGCACUUCACCUUGCCGAUCAAGCUGAACCGCAAGUUUCCCCCACGACCCAAAAUUCCGCAGCCCAAGCCAGGCGACUUUGUCCUUAACGAGAAGGGCAAGAGGAUCUUCAUGAAGGAUGGAAAGGCGCUGGUAUGGCCCGACUUUGAAGACGAACAGCAGAUGGAAAAUGCUAGGGCGACUAUCAAAGCGGAGGAAGCAAAGCCCUCUCACGAAACUUCAGGCAGCGCGGCAUCUGGAUCACGGGGAAAGCGCAAGGGUCACCUAUUCCAGAAGCGCGUGCGAGAGGUACAUCGAGCAUCAGAUUCUGUACGCCAGACACGUCAGGAAGAGUUCUUCCCGUGGGUCCUGGAGGACUUUGAGACGUCCGAGGCAUGGGAGUCGGCCCGCAAAGUCGACCCGAGAGGCAAAGAUUCGCUGAAACACUGGCUGGAAUAUGUCGACAAGCACGGGAAGCCACCACCCCGAGACGUGUCGCGGGAUCAGCAACAAGUGAACAGCGACAGCAAGAAUGGGGUUUCUGUUGUGGGAAAGGCACAGGGCAAAGGAUACGCGCCAUGGAUAGGCAGAAUGGAAGGGGAGCAGAACAAGUCGAGUCACCACGUUUUUUUCAUCCUCGAUCAUGCAGGCUCUGGUGCCUUCAAAGUCGUUCCUGUGAAAAAGAAUUACAAAUUCUUACAGCGGCCCAAGUAUUCCACCUUGUCGGCAGACCAAGCAGAAGAGAUCUACGCCAAGCAGCAAAAGACCAAAGAAUCAACCAUGCUAUUGCGCGCCAGGGAACGCUCACAAGCUGCUUCAAGCGCCGGCACUCCUCUGGGCUCUGGCGGGUCCACGCCGCUCCCUGUGAGAUCGGCGAGUGGGGUCAAGAAGGAGGAUCCCGAUGAUGAUGAAGAUAUGCGUUGGGCUGCGAACAUGGGCAUCGGCUUGGCUGCUGGAAGAUCUGGUGGUAGCGUCGUAGAUCGCGGGGACCUAUGGGACCGGGGACCCAGAGGAAGGAGCCAAGGUCGCAUUCGAAGAGCGAAACGCGAGAUGCCGGAAGCCGCAGACGAGCUAGACUACCAGGAAGAAUUUGCCGAUGAUGAUGAACGUAUGGAGAUGUUGGACCGAGACGCGUUCGAGGACGAAGAAUCGCGCGAGCUGGAGCAGCGGCUCCGCGACGAGAUGCACCGCGCCGAGCAUGAGCCAGAUGAGGAAGAAGAAGAGGAUCGGACGUUGACGGGGACUGGAAAGCAGAUGAAGAAGAUCAUGAAAGCUCUUGGAAAGCGCGAAGGGAACGAAGCGUAUGAAAGCGACGAAGAAAACCCGUACGCAAGUGACGAGUCGGAAGAUGAGGAUUUGGCUGUCACCAAUCCUGAAAAGGCGCUCGAAGAGGCGAGAGAAGAGAGACUCAGGAGGGAGAAGGAAGGCAUCAAGGAGGGUGGCGAAGCGGUCACGGACAGUCAAGCGCCCUCAAAGCCAUCUUCGAGGCAUGAGUCUAGGAGUGGAACCCCGAUCGCCAAGCUGGAGACAAAGUCGCGCUCCUCGCGUGCGGAAUCGCCAGCAGCUGUUCGUGCAACGAGCCCAGGGGGGACUGCUCACCCAAGCAGGCAAGUCUCGCCCCCUCCAGGUGCCGGGCAUGCGACUGCAGCGCAACGAGCCACCAGUCCCAAUCGCUCGACUUCCGGCGCUGUACGCAGCCGCGCAGGCUCCCCCGGUCCGAGCUCGCUUGGGCCUGGUACUGGCACCAAACGCAAGACGGAUGGAGCCGGCGGAGGUGCUGAGCAAAGCUCAGACGAGUUCGAUGCCGGACACGGCAGUGGUACCGGCGGAGGAGCGCACAAGAAGCCCCGCACGUCUAACGUCAAAUCACCCUCCCCUAGUAGCCCUGUGGGGUCGCCGCGCGGCUCACGCCACGGUUCGCCGUCGCAGAGACUGCCGAGGAACGACCUGGAAGCGCAGCUGAUCGAGUUCCUCAAGCGGCAAUCCAAAGUCACCACAGCAGAAAUCGUCAAAUCGUUUCGCUCCAAAGCGACAGAUGAAGAAGGUAAGGCGCUGUUGUCUUCGUCCCUCAAGAGAAUUGCCAUCACCGCUCCUCAUCCGAACGACCCAUCAAAAAAAAUCCUCGUGUUGCGCGAAGGAUUCUAGAACAUGUACUUUACAGCUGCCUCGGAUGGCGGCUGCGUCUACGCUCGCAAAUGCGAUUGCGUCGUGUCUGAGAG
Molecule: messenger RNA, 2470 nt
Organism: Tilletiaria anomala UBC 951
Lineage: Eukaryota; Fungi; Basidiomycota; Exobasidiomycetes; Georgefischeriales; Tilletiariaceae
Product: Rap30/74 interaction domain-containing protein
Exons: 3
Coding region: 54-2396 (780 amino acids)
Biological process (GO): transcription initiation at RNA polymerase II promoter; positive regulation of transcription elongation by RNA polymerase II
Cellular component (GO): nucleus; transcription factor TFIIF complex
Molecular function (GO): RNA polymerase II general transcription initiation factor activity; DNA binding; TFIIF-class transcription factor complex binding
Source: RefSeq, a predicted model, not a curated record